UUUCAAGUUGCUUGUAAUAUGGUUUCAUCUUGAGAAAAAAAAAAACAGAAAGAGAAAAUACAAUAAAUGUAUUCAGAAAAGAAGAAUAACCAAAAAAAGCAGCAAAUCUUUGGGAACGACCAUGUCACUGUAGCAUCUGUUUUUCUGCAAAUUAUUCUCUCUAUAAAUAUAUUUGAUCAUCAGACCAAUCUCUCCCUCAACAUUUCCUCAUCUCAUCUCUCUGAUUUCUUGCUUCGAAUUUUGAUUUAUCUCUCUCUGUCUCUCUCUCGGUCUCGUGCUCUAUCUCGUUUGUAGGCAGUGCCAAUUUCACCACUUGUGUUGUGUGUCAGCGGAUAUAGAAUCUGAGAGGAAUAUUUAAAGAUUCUCCCUUUGCUUCUUCUUUUUUAUACCGUUUCUAUUAAUGUUUGGGACUCUUGCUUCCGGCGAAAUCGAAACUGCCAGACUGAACCGUAAUUUGGGGAUUACGUCCAAUUUAGGGGUUUCCUGCGGUGGAUUUGAAGACUUUGCUAUGAGAUUCGAAGGGGAAAACAUGGUGCCAUACAAAGGUGAAGAGCAGGAGGAGGAAGAAGACCAAGUGGUGGUGAACGAAACGACGCCGUUCCAGUUUCAACAACCUUUGUUUCUGCAGCAGCAGCAGAAGCUCGUUGUUGGGUAUGCUCUGACUUCUAAGAAGAAGAAGAGUUUCUUGCAGCCCAAGCUUGAACUUCUUGCUAGGAGAAAAGGCAUUUUCUUUGUCGCCAUCGAUUUGAACCGGCCCCUAUCUGAACAAGGGCCAUUUGAUGUUGUUUUGCAUAAGUUGUUGGGAAAAGAGUGGGAAGAGGUUAUUGAGGUUUGGAAAACUGACUACUUUUCUUAUAUGUUUCUGGUUUUAGUUUCUUGCUUGAAGAUGGUAACCAAUCUGGUUUUGAGUUUCUUAGUUUGAACUAUGUAAAGGUAUUAACCCUUGAGUGGUAUUUGAAAGACUUCUGUUAAGCUGGGGCAGUUUUUCAGUCUGUGGAAAUUAUAUGUUGUCAAAUACAAUCUCAUGUUGUUUCACCGUUUUUGUAGGAUUACCAACAAAAACACCCAGAAGUGACUGUGCUUGAUCCUCCAGGAUCAAUACAGCGUAUAUAUAAUCGACAAUCGAUGCUUCAGGGUAUGGCAGAUUUGAAACUGUCAGAUUGCAGUGGCAGCCUUUUUGUUCCAAAGCAAAUGGUUGUCUUGAAAGAUUCAGCAGCUAGUGCUGAUGCAGUUGUGGAAGCUGGUCUCAAAUUUCCACUAGUUGCAAAGCCGCUCUGGAUCGAUGGGACUGCAAAGUCACAUCAAUUGUACUUGGCUUAUGACAGGCGCUCGCUUGCAGAGCUUGAUCCGCCUUUAGUCCUUCAAGAGUUUGUUAAUCAUGGUGGAGUUAUGUUCAAGGUAUUUGUGGUGGGUGAUGUUAUAAAAGUCAUGAGACGGUUUUCUCUACCAAAUGUGAGUAAUUGUGAAAAAGCCAAAGUUGAUGGCGUCUUCCAAUUCCCAAGGGUUUCAUCAGCUGCUGCUUCAGCUGAUAACGCAGACUUGGACCCUCGUGUUGCUGAGCUACCUCCAAAGCCUUUCCUCGAGGCGCUUGUGAAAGAGCUAAGAAGCUUAUUGGGACUUCGGCUUUUCAACAUAGACAUGAUCAGGGAACAUGGGAGCAAAAACGUGUUUUAUGUUAUUGACAUCAACUAUUUUCCUGGUUACGGAAAACUGCCAGACUACGAGCAAGUCUUUGUAGAUUUCUUCCAAAAUCUGGCGCAGGUCAAAUAUAAGAAGAGACAACAUUGUAAAUGAAAGAAAAUGGCGGCAGUUUUUAGAUGGUCUACUAAGAAGCGACAAAUAAUAAAAUGUCUAAUUAUGGAUUUGUACAGAAUUUAGCUCUCCCUUUUGGAAGCAGUAUCAGAUAAACAAGUUUUGAUUACUGAUUUUGAAUUUUCAGUGAAAUAAACGUCUCUUCAUCCAAAGUUGACCAAACGAUAUCUGAAUUCUUAUUUUGACCAUAGCGGUUCG
Arabidopsis thaliana (thale cress) is the source of this 2010-nucleotide messenger RNA. Its product is annotated as Inositol 1,3,4-trisphosphate 5/6-kinase family protein. The transcript is spliced from 8 exons. NCBI's taxonomy places the organism in Eukaryota, Viridiplantae, Streptophyta, Magnoliopsida, Brassicales, Brassicaceae. Gene Ontology annotation, molecular function: inositol-1,3,4-trisphosphate 5-kinase activity; magnesium ion binding; inositol-1,3,4-trisphosphate 6-kinase activity. Gene Ontology annotation, biological process: inositol trisphosphate metabolic process. The record is from RefSeq and is marked reviewed. The coding region runs from base 1126 to 1794 and encodes 222 amino acids.